This is a messenger RNA of Octopus sinensis (East Asian common octopus), 1559 nucleotides long. Its product is annotated as glycerophosphodiester phosphodiesterase domain-containing protein 5. Lineage: Eukaryota; Metazoa; Mollusca; Cephalopoda; Octopoda; Octopodidae. Gene Ontology annotation, cellular component: membrane. The record is from RefSeq and is a predicted model, not a curated record. Gene Ontology annotation, molecular function: glycerophosphodiester phosphodiesterase activity. The annotation marks the transcript as partial. The transcript has 7 exons. Gene Ontology annotation, biological process: lipid metabolic process.
AUUGCACCUGAGAAUACUUUAGUUGCAUUCCAAAUAGCUGCAAACGAAAGCGUCUAUGGAUUUGAGUCAGAUGUACAAAUAAGUUUAGAUGGAAUUCCGUUUAUUUUACAUGACAAAACAUUACGACGAACAACCAAUAUUGAAGAAGUAUAUCCCGACCGAGUGGAUGAUGAUGCUUCUACAUUUACAUUUGAUGAAUUGCGGAAACUCAAUGCUGGAAGCUGGUUUUUGAAGGAAGAUCCAAUGGGUGUAGUUGGAUCUCUUACUGACAAAGCAAAGGAAAUCUACAAUAACCAAACCAUUAUGUCUUUGGAAGAAUUGAUUGACUUAGCACACUUGACAGGAAAGAAUGUUUUAAUAGAUAUACGAUCCCCAGUCAAGGAAAAUCGUUAUUAUUAUACAGUUGAGAAGCAAGUUAUUGAUGUGAUAUCGAAAACUGGAAUUCCUCUUAAACAGAUUUGGUGGUUCUCAAAAGUCUAUCAUUCAGCAUAUACCACCAAUUUUACACAAACUGGGACAAGUUAUCUACCAGUUGAAGAUCUCGUAAAAUUGCAUAUCUCUAAUUUCAAUGCUAGGUAUGAUUCACUUAGUGAAGAUGAAAUCCUACAAUAUCUUGAAUCCAACAUUACUACUAAUGUCUACUUGGUUAAUACAUACUGGCUGUUUUCCCUGUAUUGGUGUCUGGGUGUACAAUCUGUAACAACAGAUGAAUGUCACGUCCUCAAUAAAAUUGAAAAACCAUUAUGGCAUUUGACUCCAGGAACAUAUCUUAUGACAUGGGUUUCAGUUGAUAUAAUAUCUGCUAUCAUCAUCAUCACCAUACUUAUAGUACAAUGGGUCCGGUUAUUGGGAACACGCUUCAAUCCAGAGACAAUUUCGUUACAUUCUCAACAGACAAUGACUAUCCUUACAGACCAGUAUCAUUCUAAUUCAAGAACUAUGAAAGAAAAACUAUUAUUUACUGCCGACCAACUCGAAGAAGACAUUCUGGAAGCAACAGAAGGUGUUUCUAAUGACCAUAUUGAUUCUCCAACCCAUCAUUACAUGAAUACAGCUGCCGAUACUAUUGUCAUCAGUGUUCCUCAGUAGAUACAAGUUUACUGAAAACAUUGAGACAAUUCAAAAGAUUCAUAGAAUUCCAAACCAAAUUCCAUUUGUUAUACUACUUUCCAGGAAAAUAUGGAAUUUAUAAUUAAAAAAUAUAUAUAUUUUAUGAAUGACUCUUUGUGAUGGGAUUUUGGCACAUUUAUUUUCCUUUUUUUUUUUAUAUACCAGAAAGCAAUCUUUGGCUCUAUGUUAAUGUGUUUUAUUCUGUGAAUAUUUAAGAUUUUUUUUUUUUAAUGGCUUAGUCAAAAGACAAAGAGCAGCGCCCAUGACCUUUUUCAUGGCCUUUAAGAUUGGUCAGAGGAAGUGAGGAUUUUAUCCUCAGAUUAGAGAUCUAGUUUCAAAGCUUGCAACAGAACUGAUUCUGUUAAAGGCACCCAAGGACCAGGUGGGGGUGUUAAACCGGGUGAUGGCAUAAGUUCACCACCCAAUAAAUGCCUUAUGCAUGUUUCAUA